Messenger RNA from Gongylonema pulchrum, 252 nucleotides. The record is from the annotation of a GenBank genome assembly. Lineage: Eukaryota; Metazoa; Nematoda; Chromadorea; Rhabditida; Gongylonematidae.
AUGGAGCCUGGUGUGCCGCUUGCUUCGAGAACUUGCCUUGCAUUAUUGCAACAACUGAUUGUUUACGACCCGAAAAAACGAUGCUCAGCAGAAACGGCACUGCGAGAUGAUUUUUUCAUUGGUGACGAUCCGAAUCAGGCGCCUUACACACCGCCUCCGCUGAAUACCAAAAUUUCACAUCGAUCCAAUUUCUUGGAACUUGACUUCAGUAGUAGCCUAGAACGCUGCCUUUGUGGACAUGGAGAGCACUAA